AAAAAAAACAGAAAUGUCGUUCAGAUGAUUGACCUGCAUUUUGAAAUCGAUGCAAUUGCGAAAACGGAUUGACGGCGUUUUAUGCAUCGAAAAUACAUUCGUUUCGAUUUUUUUCCCGAAGGUUUCGGCAAAAAAUGAAAACGGUCUGUAGAAUACAGUGUAACGAACAACGCAACGGUGUAACCAACAAAAUGUUUGUACGUUUGAGACGUUCCAUUUUCAUUGGGUUCAGUGUUUUUGUGGUUGUAAUCACCAUUAUUCUCAUUGGAAAAAUUCAUAACGAUAUCAGAUUCACUAGUGAUUAUUUACUGACACCGAAAUUCGACCUAGCAACCAAUUUCCAGCCAAACAUUGCUGAAUGUCAGCGAAAACUAAGUUUCAAUUUUCUGACGCAAACAAUUUGCCCGGUGAAAGAUUUGUACCACGACUUGCAGGAUGCCAUUGAGUAUAUAGAGUCAAAGGAACCGCCACAAACGGAUUCGCAAUCAGAAAAAGUCGUAACGUUGUCGGAUUUUUUCUCCAUUGGCUCAAAAGAAGAGCUGACAGUUUUGGAUAAAUUUAAUCUGGCAAUAAAACAAACUGAACUGUAUUCCGCGAAUUCAACGUUGGUUGAUGAGCUUUUGCAUGAUAUGUCCACACGGAAAAUUGUACGCGUUUAUGAAAAGAACGGCGGCACACAGAUCAAAUUCAGAAUUAUAUUCGACAAUGGAAUGUUUGCAAUAGCUAAGCCGAUGAGGUUCCCACGGGAUUGGGAAAUCUUUCCGAACCAAAUACAAUACGCUGAAUUUGAACGACACACGGCUGAAAUCGCAGCUUAUCAUUUGGAUCGAAUCUUGGGAUUUCGUCGCACGAUGCCCGUCAUUGGUCGAAUACUUAAUGUGACAUCUGAAAUAUUCGAAAUUGCAAAUCGAAAUCUAACAAAUACCUUUUUUAUGUCACCCGAACCAGAGCAUAAUUACUGUUUUUAUGGUACAUGCAAACAAUACUGUAGUAUUCACCAUCCGGUUUGCGCUAACGGGGACUUGAUUGAAACUGCAUUCAUCGCAUAUCUUCCAUUUUACUUUGAUGCUGAAGUUGUGGAAUAUCAGCACCCUUGGAGAAAAUCAUAUGACCGGAAAAGGAAAGCCAUUUGGGAACGAGAUCCAAAGUAUUGUGAUAGGGUUAAAAGGUGGGAAGAAUAUAAAGAGGGACGACGAUUACUUGAUCUUAUGGAUUUGAGCCUUUUCGAUUUUUUAACCGGGAACAAGGAUCGGCACCACUAUGCAGUGCUUAAAUCUUUUGGCAAAGACACAUUCUUCCUCAAUUAUGACAAUGGAAGAGCUUUUGGUCGUUCUUACUACGAUGAAAUAAUGAAUUUAAUGCCGCUUUCGCAGUGCUGUGUCAUACGAUCGUCUACACUCAAAACACUUUUAAGUUUUCACAAUGGGCCAAAGCCAUUAUCGCAACUGAUGAGAGAAUCAAUGGCAUCCGAUCCACUUGAUGCCCUAGCACCCGUUUUAUGGGAACCACAUUUAGAAGCAUUGGAUCGACGUGUCGAUUUAAUUUUGAGUACAUUUCGAAAGUGCAUCAAAACCAGUCCCAUUGAUGACGUGAUUUAUUCUCGCGACAAUUUUGGAGUGAAAUCACUCGAUUCCACGCAAGAUUUCUAAAGAUAUAAACAAAAUUAUUCAUUGAAAUAAAUCUGUUAUUUGAACAGUUUGUCGUCGUCGCGAGCGCGUCAAAAAAAAACAAAAUACUCUUUCAUCCAUUUAUUUCACAGAUGUUUUAACUUAUUCAUAGGUUUA
This is a messenger RNA of Sitodiplosis mosellana (orange wheat blossom midge), 1784 nucleotides long. RefSeq names its product extracellular serine/threonine protein CG31145-like. The coding region runs from base 135 to 1649 and encodes 504 amino acids. Gene Ontology annotation, biological process: protein phosphorylation. NCBI's taxonomy places the organism in Eukaryota, Metazoa, Arthropoda, Insecta, Diptera, Cecidomyiidae. The record is from RefSeq and is a predicted model, not a curated record. Gene Ontology annotation, molecular function: protein serine/threonine kinase activity. Gene Ontology annotation, cellular component: Golgi apparatus. The transcript is spliced from 12 exons.